UCCGCGGUCGCGCGCCGGGCCUCCGUCGUCGCGAGAAGUCGUUGGGGGCGUCUGCACGGACAAACGGAAGUGUUGGUGACGGUCUGAGACAUCACCGCCAAGCUGGGAACCGGGGAGAUGGCCGAGACUGACCCCAAGACCAUGCAGGAUCUCACCUCGGUGGUGCAGACGCUCCUGCAACAGAUGCAAGAUAAAUUUCAGACCAUGUCCGAUCAGAUCAUCGGGAGAAUUGAUGACAUGAGCAGUCGCAUUGAUGACCUGGAGAAAAACAUUGCAGACCUCAUGACGCAGGCUGGGGUGGAAGAACUGGAAGGUGAAAACAAGAUACCUGCUACACAAAAGAGUUGAAGGUGAGGGAAGGGACAGUGUUGCUAAUUUACACUGAAAUCUGGAACAUUGUUUUUACAAGCCAAGAGAAGACCGAGUGGCUUUUUGCAACUAACUACUAUGUGUAGACAGGUUUUAUAUUAUAAAGUGUGCGUUAUUCUUAUCACAUACUAUAUAGUUAGUUAAUUGAGUGAUUUUCCCCCGUUUCUUGAACAUGGUAACUUCACAUCUUGGACCUUGGUCAGUUGUGCUAUUAAAUAUUAAACACUAAAACUUUGGCGGUUCCUGCAUAAAAUUAUCAAAUAUUUUAGUGUAUUUCUGUGAAGUCAUUUUUUUUCUAUCAUUCCUUUUAUAGUAGUUGCUGUUUGAUAAAAGUUGCUGUGUAAUUUUUUUCUAUUAGACAUGUAGUAGACCCUUGUGUUAUAAUUAGACUUUGUGAAGUAAGACAUAGAGAGAGUUCAGAGUUCUUUAAUUCUCAACACGGAGUGACUAUUGAGCUAACACCAGAGUGUGUGUUGGUGAUACUUUUCAAAUAGCUAAAAACAUUUAAAAAUUGUUUAUCCAGAAAUACCUGGCACUACCUUGUCGCCAAAACUCAGACUUGAACUGUACUUUUAUGUCUAAGUCCCUGAAGUCAGAUGCUAAAGUAAUGAAGAGUAACCACUGCCACUUUAGUGUGAGAAUUUUUCAAAAUUCGGGAAAUGACAGAAUUGCCUAAUGUAAUGAGGCAUUCGUUAGUUAGAGUUGCAUGAAAUUUGACUACUUCCGUAGGACCUUACAUUGUUCAUCUACAAUAGUUACCAUAGAAAAUCUGGCAGGAUUUUAAAACUCAGUUACUCCAUCUUUUCUUUGAGCUACUAAAUGGGAAAUAAACAGAAAAGAAGAGAGACUAUGUACUAAGUCUGUGCCAGUUGCUUCGCCAGAAAAUAAUAAAUGACUUGUAGUAGGUUCAAGUUUUUAAGGAAUACUGUUUCUUAAACUAUUUCUUUCCUAAAUUCUUGCAGAAAAAUGGUUUUAUUAUUGAUUAUAGACGACAGGGAUGAUAAUUCUUGCCACUCAGAAAUGCAGUGUCAGGAGUGCUAGGCCUAGAGGCCAGUAUUGACUGUGAAGAAGAUGAGAUCCAUGUGAUUGUCACAGCAAAGUGAUUUUGUACAGAAAAGAUUGAAGAAUGGUAUAGUACUUCAGAGAGGAGAACCCUUAAUGAGCACAGUACGAUUUUUUGCUGUUUCCUAUAUUGCCAGUCCUGAUUGUAUUGCAGAAACAUAAUAAUAAGAAAUAACUUGUCCUAUUUAGAAAUUGUAUGGGGAUCACAAAGGAGUAAAUUUCUUCUGUGAUAAAAUGAUUUAACCACUGUUAUGACCCACCUGCAGAAGCUCCUUUGAUGGGCCAGUAGGUCAUGCUGCAAUAUUUAGCCCUAAAAGCCCCAGAUCCACUGGACUCUUAACUAACCAGAUGAAACCGGUGAGGUAGAUGUAUUCAAGCCUAGUAAAUGGCAACUGGAAAUGAUACCACCACUUGGCAAUACAGCACUGGGAAGGUUAGUUGGAAUUGAGGAGUUUCCUUAAGUGAUGGAAAGAUUUCCGAGGCUAGCUCCCCUGACCAAAAAUACCUGCAAUGAAUAAAGGUGCCUGAAGUCCUGCUAUUGAAGUUUC
Molecule: messenger RNA, 1979 nt
Organism: Hipposideros armiger (great roundleaf bat)
Lineage: Eukaryota; Metazoa; Chordata; Mammalia; Chiroptera; Hipposideridae
Gene: HSBP1
Product: heat shock factor binding protein 1
Exons: 4
Coding region: 118-348 (76 amino acids)
Biological process (GO): cellular heat acclimation
Cellular component (GO): cytosol; nucleus
Molecular function (GO): transcription corepressor activity
Source: RefSeq, a predicted model, not a curated record